This is a messenger RNA of Ceraceosorus guamensis, 5537 nucleotides long. RefSeq names its product Sec7-domain-containing protein. The transcript is spliced from 4 exons. The record is from RefSeq and is a predicted model, not a curated record. Gene Ontology annotation, biological process: regulation of ARF protein signal transduction. Gene Ontology annotation, molecular function: guanyl-nucleotide exchange factor activity. Lineage: Eukaryota; Fungi; Basidiomycota; Exobasidiomycetes; Ceraceosorales; Ceraceosoraceae. Bases 245 to 5509 code for a protein of 1754 amino acids.
GUCAGUGCGGUGCGGGCUUUCCAACAAAACCAUCACACCUCACAAGUCACCAUUCCACGUACACUCGUGCCUCUGCCUUCACCUUAAGACCCGGCGCUCCUGACUUACCUGUCGGUACUGGCCCGGAAGCAUCCAACGACGGGCUCUGCUGGCCUGUGCGACCCGAUCUUCAGCUGAUUGCAUCGACAAGUAGAAGUAGAGUAGUCAGACGCCUGUUGACUGAAGAGCAGGUCAAGGUCACGUCAUGGAUCAUGGGAACCUUGCCACCAGCUCUGCACCUCUGAGUGACGUUGGAGCUGGCGGAGUGCAAUUGGAUCCCCUGCACUUGCUGCACUCUGAGAUCACCACUGUUACUUCUGCGCUCCGCAAGCAACUUCGGGUCGCGUCUUCAUCGUCUUUUCUCGGUAGCAGCAGCAACAGCUCUACCACUGGCGCAGGUGCCAUCGCUCCAGGUACGACAUCAGCUUCUCUCACGAGGGCAGCGGUCGCAGCAGCGGUCGCAUCGCUUGAAGCGUCCACUUCGUCCGCUACAGACGGCGCGGCAUCAUCCAAUGGUCUCACUCCUGCAACAUCCCCUUCUGCACGCUUGACCGCAAGUGCAGCUAGACCGAUUUCGAGCCUAGGCUCCGUCAAUAUCACAAGGCAGUCAGCCGCGUACGCCGGUGACCGCGACGAGAGCCUGCCAGGACUGCUCAAUGGCUUUACCGUGCUUCGUGCACAGCUAAGAGCGCAGCAAACACUAGGCGAUCUCCCCCUUCUCGUGCUUCUGGCCCCUUUCCUUCGAGUGAUUCUUUCGCCGCGCACAACUGGUCCGAUCACGUCAGCUGCUCUGCAAGCGGUGCAUCGCCUCCUGCUCUACCGCAUCAUCAAGCUGCCCGCCAAUCACUUGGGCAGCGCUUCGCAUUCCUCUUCCAGCUUUCGAGCCGCCCAAUCGGCCGUCGCUGAGAUCGCACAUGCGGUCUCACACUGCCGAUUCGAAGCCAGUGAUGCUGCUGCUGACGAGCUGGUGCUGCUGCGCAUCCUCGCGGUCAUGCGUGAGCUUGUAUGCGGAGAUGCCAAUCGAGCUUCGGGAAAGGAGCCGCUUGCGAAUAUUCUGGGUGACGAGAGCAUAUGCGAGAUGGUAGAGACAGGUUUGAGCAUGUGCUGCCAGACUCGACUUAGUGACCUGCUACGCAAGACCGCAGAGCAGUCGAUGAUUGCCAUGGCUCGUACACUCUUCUCGCGCCUCCACGCCAUACCUACUACCGACGACGAGGCUUUUGCAGGAGACGAUGGCAUGUCACAAGUGGAGCCAGAGCACGCGACUCUUGCGGCGGAUCCUGUAGGAGAAGAUAAGGCGGACGAUGAGAAGCGCAUGCGACGCAUGACGAUGCCCGAUCCGAAGAGUGUUGCAGUACCUGCGGCCGCCGCGGCCACCCUGCAAGAGCUCAAAGCGAUCGGCGAGGCGGAAGCCGAUGAGGAGGCAGAAGAGGAAGAAGAGGUCGGCAAAGCGAAGGGCGAUGCGGCGCUGCCCUCUGAUGCUCGGUCAGGCCACGAGUCACAAGAUUCGCCCAAACAUGUUGCGGGCGAAGAGCACCCAACGUCCGCUGACCUUGUCAACUCAGACCAGAUGGACAUACUCGGUCAGGUAGAGCCUUAUGGUCUUCCGGCUAUCAAAGAGGUUCUGCGUGUCAUCAUCUCGCUGCUGGAUCCUCACAACGCUCAGCACACAGAUACCAUGCGCCUUCUCGGCCUCUCGAUGCUCUGUUCCAUCUUCGAGGUCUCCGCCAACUCUAUCGCGAGGUUCCCUACCCUGCGAGCUAGCGUGCAGGACUCCGCUUGCAAGUACCUCUUCCAGCUCACCCGUUCUGAUCACCCGAUUGUUCUCACGCUGUCUUUGCGGGCCAUCGCCAUCAUCUUCGAGACGAUGCGAGAACAAGUGAAGUUGCAGUCAGAAUAUCUGUUGGAUUACCUGCUCGACCGACUUGCGCCUACUUUUCCACUUGCUCUGGAGCCUUGGAGCGAUGAAGCUCUUCCCAGCCUAUCCAGCAAAGCAAGCCACCCUGGAGCGGGCCGCGCUUCAUCAGGGAAAGAGGCACGUGAUGGCAAGCAGCUUGCGGUUCCUCCACCGCCACCACCCCCGCCCCAACCACGGACAUCAGAGCGCGCACCAGCUACAGGUGAGGCGCGCGAGCUGCUGCUAGAGACCCUGGGACUCAUUUGUCGAACGCACAGGCCCGACUCGCAAGCUUCGGACAGUGAUAUUGCUGUCGAGCUUUGGGCCAAUUUUGACUGCGACGUCGAUUGCGAAAACCUGUACGAACAUCUCAUACGCUUUUUGUGCCGCGCCAUCUACGCCUCAAAUCCUCUGCACCCUAAUUCGGAAGACAGCACGCAGCUCUUUGCCCUCGAUCUACUUCUUACGCUUGUUUCCCACAUGUCUGCUAGACAGGAAGCGCUCAUAGAUGGCUCUUCGCUCCACUCAGAGUCGCAUCGCAGCCCGAGUGUUGACGUGCAAGCACUUAGCGACAGCAAGAUCCAGAAAGCCGAGCUGCUAGCAGGCGCUGCGCGUUUCAAUGCCAAGCCCAAGGACGGUCUGACUUUCCUGCAGGCUCAAGGCCUCAUCGAUACGAGCGGCCGAGAUGGGCUCAGCAAAGCAGAGAGCAUCGCAAGAUUUCUGAAGACCUGUCCAAGACUCGACAAAAAGCUCCUCGGAGACUAUAUUUCUCGUCCUGACAACAUUGAAGUCCUGGAGGCUUUCAUCGGCCUGUUCGAUUUCAGGGACAAGCCUGUCGCAGACGCGAUGCGCGAGAUGCUAGAAACAUUCCGUUUGCCCGGCGAGUCGCAGCAGAUCAAUCGUAUCACCGAGACAUUCGCCAAAUUCUACUUUGCCGCUAGUCCUCCUGAGAUUCGGAGCGAGGAUGCGGUAUACGUCCUAGCAUAUUCCAUCAUCAUGCUCAACACUGAUCUUCACAGUCCGCAGAACAGGUCGCGCAUGACGGCCGAGGAUUACCGGCGAAAUCUGCGAGGCGUCAACGAUGGCAAAGAUUUCGAUAUUGAGUACCUUGGGACAAUUUACGAUAGCAUCCGCAAAAGAGAGAUUGUCAUGCCUGAAGAGCACGUUGGACAGCUGGGGUUCGAUUACACAUGGAAGGAGAUCCUUAGAAGGGCACGCACAGCGGGACGUCUCGUAUCGCCGGUCACUUCAGCUUUUGACAAGGCGAUGUUCACAGCUACCUGGCGCCCGAUUGUCGCAAGCAUAGCUCACGCUUUCUCCUCCUUCCACGACGAACUUUUGCUCGAGAGAGCCAUUAGCGGCUUCAGACAAUGCGCUAUCUUGGCGGGCACUUUCGACAUGGGCGAGCUCUUCGACUUCAUGCUGCAAGGACUAGCCAGUGCUUCGGGUCUACUGGAUGGCCAGGUUCCUGGAGGGGGCGCGUUGACCAACAAUGCGCAGGUGGAAGUGGAUGGGCAAGCGAUCACUGUCUCCCCCUUAUCGGUUCGAUUUGGAGCCAACUUCAAGGGUCAGCUUGCCGCAGUCGUUCUCUUCACGAUAGCGCAAGGCAACGCCGUGAAUGUUCGGACAGGCUGGUCGCCUAUCUUUGAAAUGCUCAAGAAUAUGUUCGUGUCCUCGCUUCUGCCCUCUUCGAUGUCUCAAAUGCAGGACUUUGCAUCGCCCGACGAUGUGGACGCCAGGACGCAUAGCGUUCCAAUACCCUUGAAACCGAGGAAAUCAUUGGGGCCCUCACCCCAGGACCCGAGGGCGCAGGGAGGCGGCUUAUUCAGCACUCUUUCUUCGUACCUACUUUCACCAUAUUCCUCGGCUCAAGAGCCAGCAGCACCCGACGUUACGGCUGAAGACGUGGAAUCAAGCCUUUGUACGCUUGAUUGCAUCGCAAGCUGCCGCAUCGACGAGCUCUGGGCACAAAUAUUGCGGCUGGAUGGACCAAACCUAUUGCCAGCGCUGCACGCCGUACGCGACUUGGCCGACAAGACUAGUAUCGAUCAAUUGCGCGCAGCAAACGCCGAUCCUCUGCGCAGAGUGCAGGAUACAGAUCAAAGCAGCUCAGGCCGUUCGACACCUACAUCUCACAUCGCUAGUGCAGGCUCCACAAUGCGCCGUCAACUAGCUUACGAACCUGCGUCCGUCUUUGUGCUGGAAAUCCUCACAACUACAGCGUGCUCUGCAGAUGAUCAAGCGAUGCAAGAAGCUUGGAAUAUUGCCUCUGGGCAUAUCUCUGUCUUGCUGCAGGCGCCUCUCUCCCACCAUCCUAUGCUGAUUGAGCGCGCUGUGGUCUCGCUCUUGAGACUCAUCGAGAGAGUGUCUCCGCUGGCCGAAGGAGCCUUGAGGGAUCAAAUCUUCGUUGCACUAGACUCUCUCCGCUCGAUACCGCAGGAGCUCCGUCAAGCAGUCAGCUCGCAGUUGAUUGCCGGGCUAGCGCAAGUCCUGCGCAGCGAUCCCGGCUUCGCCCGGUCACAAACCGAGUGGAGUCUCGUCCUUAGCCUGGUCACAGAUCAAGGAGCGACUCGAAAUGCGCGCUCUGCAAGGAGGUCAAUCAGUAUCAUUCGUCAAAUUGCCGAGGAGCGUUUGAUGAACGAUAAUUUUGAAAACGUGAUCCACAUGCUGCAAGACUUCGCCCUGAAUGCCGACUGCACUGGCUGGCGUGCCGAAGAAGCUCGCAGUGGACAACGGCGAACGUUGACGGAGAAAAAGGAGCUCGCCGAGUACGAAACCGUAUGCCAAGAGCGCGGACUGGAAGCGAUUGAGGUAUUGGCGAGCGUCAGGACAUCGAUUCCUCGGCUUCUUCGGACCUCUCGCCUUCCGCCAUCCGAUGCAUGGUGUUCUACGUGGAUCAGUCUGAUGCUAUCACUGGCUGCACAGUGUGUUAAUGGACACCGACCUGCAAGACAAGCAGCCUUGACGCAUUUGCAACGAACAGUGCUGGCUGAAGAAGUGUUGCAGGACGCGGAUCCAGCGGAGCUUCCUCUUGCGCAGAUAUUUACAAUCGUCCUCUUUCCCACCCUUGAAGAGCUGCUGAAGCCUGCCAUAUACAAGAAGGACCCGGACCUCGGACCAGGAGGGAUGCAGGAAACGCGGAUGCGCGCAUGUGCCCUCACCUGCAAAGCUUUUCUGCACUAUCUCAGCGCGCUGGCCCCAGCUGGGAUUGAUGAAGGCUUCAAGCAGUUAUGGCUGCAGUUGCUCGAUUUGCUGGACCGCUUCAUGCAUGCCAGCAAGAAAGACCAAUUGACGGAGGCCAUUCCCGAAAAUCUGAAGAACGUCCUGCUCGUGAUGCAAGCAUCUAAUCUGCUCGUGCGCCCUGCGGAUGCCAACAUCGCGGACGCGCGCACCCCUCAACAGAGCGCUUUGUGGACAUUGACGGCGGAUAGGCUUGGUCGUUUCAUGCCUACGCUUUUGGAUGAUGUCCUUGCAUCUCAUGAACCUCGGGAGCAGUCACAGGGAAGUGCUGUACGUGGCGAGGCCGAGCCAGAAGAUGCAGGCCGGCAGGGCGAGAAGGGCACGUCGGACUGACAUUAUCAAUUAGAAUGUGGUUCUUGAU